AAACCAUCGCAACACUACAUCAAUCAUUACACAAUGACAACAAAUCAUAGACCGACAUUAGAAAGCAAACGAGGAAAAGUCAAAAGCAUAAAUGAUUCAAUCGUACAUGCUCGAGCCUUGCCUCAGCUGGGUUCACUUAAGUACAGAACUGAUAUACCUAGCGUGAAAUUUGAAGAUGGUGUAAAGGAAUUAAAGCGAGAGCUACUACAGCUUGAAGGUAAUGCUAAGAAAAAAUGGAAACAGGAUGAAAUAACAAAAUUCGUUGAUAAAGAAACGUUCAGAAAUGAAGAGAAAUUGGUUAGUAAACUGGUAAAUACAGAGAAGACCGAUUCUGAAAAUGUUGAUAAGAAGGAAGAAGACGCAGAAGAUCAAGAUGAAGAAAACGACGACGACGACGACGACGAUGAUGAUGAUGAUCCUGAUAGUGAUGAUGAGGAAGCUUUACUAAUGGCAGAAAUUGCAAAAAUACGAAAAGAAAGAUCUGAAAAAGAGAAACCAAAAGUAAACAAUCUGUUGGAAGAUACUGCCCAAGAUAACAAACCUGUCAAAAAAAGUUGGAGGCUGUCUACAUUCUCAAACAAAAAGAAGCAAGCAGAAGAAACUCAGACAAAUACCUCUGACAGUACUAUUGAUUCUGAAUUUCAUAAAAAGUUCCUUUCAAAAUAUGUUCGAUAAUCUAACCCAAAUUUCUCAAGACUGUCAAUUGCCAUUUCGAAAAGCUAUAUAUCAGCAAAAAUGUAUAACAUAUGGAAACUUAGAGUUCGUAAUCGUUAUUAUCUUAUAUUUUGACAAACUAACAACUUGAUAAAGUUUGUGUUAUGUUCCCAUUAUAGAUAGAUUGGGUUGUUAGACAAAAUCUCGUUUAUUCUAACGGUUUCCUCGGAUAAUUUAUAGCACAAGUAGGUUCUUGGUAACUAAAAUACAUAUUUUUAAUCCG
Messenger RNA from Spathaspora passalidarum NRRL Y-27907, 937 nucleotides. RefSeq names its product U2-type spliceosomal complex subunit. The annotation marks the transcript as partial. Lineage: Eukaryota; Fungi; Ascomycota; Pichiomycetes; Serinales; Debaryomycetaceae. Gene Ontology annotation, cellular component: spliceosomal complex. The transcript has a single exon. The record is from RefSeq and is a predicted model, not a curated record. Gene Ontology annotation, biological process: mRNA splicing, via spliceosome.